Heterocephalus glaber (naked mole-rat) is the source of this 3093-nucleotide messenger RNA. NCBI's taxonomy places the organism in Eukaryota, Metazoa, Chordata, Mammalia, Rodentia, Bathyergidae. The record is from RefSeq and is a predicted model, not a curated record.
UUAGCUCCAGGUUGCAGAGGGGUGAACAGGAACAUGGAGCUCAGCAUCCUCUUGCCCCUCACUCUCCUCAUGGGUCUCUUGGUUCUCCUGUUCAGGGGCCACCCAAAGGCCCGUGGCCACCUCCCACCAGGCCCCCAUCCUCUGCCGUUCCUGGGGAACCUUCUGCAGAUGAACAGAAAAGGCCUGCUCACAUCCAUCCUGCAGCUCCGAGAGAAAUAUGGAGAUGUCUUCACUGUGUACCUGGGACCAAGGCCCGUGGUCAUGCUGUGUGGGGCAGACACCAUACGGGAGGCCCUGGUGGACCAAGCUGAGGCUUUCUCUGGCCGGGGGAGAAUUGCUUCUGUGGAUGCUGUCUUCCAGGGAUAUGGUGUGAUCUUUGCCAAUGGGGAACGCUGGAAGGUCCUUCGGAGAUUCUCUUUGGCCACCAUGAGAGACUUUGGGAUGGGAAAGCGGAGUGUGGAGGAGCGGAUUCAGGAGGAGGCUCAGUGUCUGGUGGAGGAGCUGCGGAAAUCCCAGGGAGGCCUUGUGGACCCCUUGUUCCUCCUCCAAUCUAUCACUGCCAACAUCAUCUGCUCCAUUGUCUUUGGCAAACGCUUUGACUACAAAGAUCGCCAGUUCUUGAGGCUGCUGGACCUGUUCUAUCAGUCCUUUGCACUCGCCAGCUCCUUUUCCAGCCAGGUGUUUGAGCUCUACUCCAGCCUCCUGAAACACUUUCCUGGCACACACAGGAAAAUUUACAAGAAUUUGCAGGAAAUCAAUGCCUUCAUUGGCCACAGUGUGGAGAAACACCGUGAAACCCUGGACCCCAGCGCCCCCAGAGACUUCAUCGAUACCUACCUGCUCCGCAUGGAGAAAGACAAGUCUGACCCGCACACUGAGUUCCACCACAGGAACCUCGUCCUGACCUCGCUUUCACUCUUCUUUGCUGGCACGGAGACCACCAGCACAACUCUCCGCUAUGGCUUCCUGUUUCUGCUCAAAUACCCCCACGUCGCAGAGAGGGUCCACAAGGAAAUUGAACAGGUGAUUGGCUCACACCGCCAGCCAGCCUUGGAUGACCGAACCAAAAUGCCAUACACCGAGGCAGUCAUCUGUGAGAUUCAGAGAUUUGCGGACCUCCUACCCACUGGUGUGCCCCACGUGGUCACCAAAGACACUCACUUCCGAGGGUUCAUCAUCCCCAAGAACACUGAAAUAUUCCCAAUCCUAAGCACUGCUCUCCAUGACCCACGUCACUUUGAAAAACCAGACACCUUCAACCCUGAUCAUUUUCUGGAUGCCAAGGGGGCACUGAAGAAGAGUGAAGCUUUUAUGCCCUUCUCCAUGGGAAACACAAUUCAUAUUUAUUUGGGCUGCCAUCUGGGCCACCAUGUGUCCAACAUUACUUAAAUGGAAAUGUUUCCAGUCAGAAAAUUGGCAGCAUUCCAUUCAGCAUGGAGAAAAGAAGAUUCAUUGUAUUAAUAAGGAUGUUUUGCCAAUUGCAGAAGAAUACCUCUACUGUACUUUAGAGAAAGAGGGAGAUUUAUUGACUCACAUAAAUAGAACCUCCAAAUUAGCAGUCUUCAGACAAGAUUUGAGCCCACAAUUCAAGCCAUUUCACCACAAAAGGAUAUCAUCUUCUGGUUCUUCUGGGCAUCUCAACACCCUCCACACCUCCUUAGCAACUCCAGGAGGCAAAAUGGCAGCAGCACUCUGGGACUGCCCAUCUUUACACUGUAAUUCUGGGUAGCCACCUCCUUCAUAAGCCUCGGAAAUCAUGGUCUCUUUGAACAAAAUCAUGGAAGUUGCCCAGCCCUGAACCAGUCUCUGUGGUUUCAAGGUGGUGAAACUUCAAUAAUCUGAGACCAACCAUCUCUACCCCCUUUCUAGAAAUGAGGUCGAUUUUUUAGACAGAGAUGAAGCCUUUGCUGUACCUUAAUGGUAGGAUGUUGGCUUGGCACACAUGACCUCCUCCCUCUCCGUAGUCUUUUCUUCCUUUGUUGGCUUUUGAUGGGAGAUGUGGGGAUAAAGGAAAUAGCUAUGGAGGUGUUGGCAGUGUAUUUGACUGCUUUUACCUCUGUGUUCUUAACAGUAGCCUGUUGUCUCUGGCCAUCUCCAUAGAACAGGGCAUGUUUGUACUCCUCUGUUCAUGUAAUUCAUUCAGUUAGCAUUUAUAUUAUUUCAUUCAUUCAUUGGUUCAUUUAGCAUAUAUUUAUGUGCUUGGCAUUGUGCUGCUCUUCUCUUCUCUUCUCUUCUCUUCUAUUAGGAUGGUGCGAAUCUUCUGUGCCUGGUUGAACGAGCUGAACCCAAGUAGAAAUAAGAUACUUAGAGGGGUUGGGGGCAGAGAGGACAGUCUGAGUAAUUUUCCUUGCUAAUCUCUACUCUGCCUUGUUAAAAGAAACCUUAGAAAAAUUAAAUUUGGUAGAGUUCAUUUUAGCAAAGAAAUCACUUGUGAUUGGAUAAUAUCUUGAACCAGUAAUGACUGAGAGAGCUCUACCCAGCGAUAUGGGCAGGCAGUAUUUAUACACAGGAAAAGAAAUGGAAAUAUAGAAAGAGCUUAUGGGGUAAGCUCUGCUUUUGCCUUAUUUGAACAUGUCUGAGCAGUUUUCAGCCUGUGAUUGCUAGAAGCCUGACUGCUACGAUUGGCUGAGAUUUGGUUACCUGUUACAAGAGUAUAUUCUCAUCAACUGCAGUUUGUUUAUAUAUUGGGUUAGGUUUCAGUUUGCUAUAUAGGUAGGCAGCUUUAGAUCAAGUUUAACAGGCUUCACCCAGGGAAAACCCCAAUGGGGCUUUCUUAUCUUUUGGCAGGAAGGAAUUCCCCAGUAACAAGUCAUUGGUCUAGAGUUUAAUCAAUGGCUUCAGAGAUGCAGUGCAAUAGCCUCUUCCCUCACUUUGUUUUCAGUGAGAGUUAGAAACAGUGGGUGGUAGGAUGAGGUUCAGUUCCUAUAUUCAUUAGUUCUAGCUUCAAUUUAGAGAGGGCAGUAGUGAAGUAAGGACAGGCACAUAUAGAUUAGCAAUAGUGAAAAAUGAGAAUGAUACACAUACACAUGAGAGAGAGAGAGAGAGAGAGAAUCAGAUGCAUAUAGAAACAAGGAGUUAAGAGGACAGAAAGAA